UUUCGACCUAACCUAACCUCUAUUCUCGAUGUGUUUUCGGAAUGAUUGUAAACACGAGCAUAUGCUACGUGAAUUUUACCGGCUUUUGAAAAUAAUAUUUAAUUAUUAGUGUAAUAUACAUUUUAUUACACGAUAUAUUAAUCGUAUUAAAUUUACGAUAUAACAGUGUUACAUUUUUACAUAUUUUAAUAAGAUUAAAUUAAUCAAAAUAUAUUGCUGUGAUAAUGCAUUUAACGUAAUAUUAUUAAUUUUACGCACAUGUAGCGUAAGUGAAGUUUAAUGACGUUUAAACAUAUAUGAAAACGUUUUUAAAGCAAUUAUGAGUCUCAUAUCUCAUCUCAAUAAUAUGAAACUAAACUACAAAAUAUUUAUGUAUUCCACAUUAACGUUAUUCAUUACAAGUACUAUAUUACUUUUUCUGUAUCUUAAUCAUAUUCAACCACAUUAUUUCAUCGAUGAGGCUUUUCAUAUACCGCAGACAUUACGUUACUGCGCAUGGAAUUUUACGCAGUGGGAUCCAAAAAUCACUACAUUGCCAGGAUUAUAUCUUAUUACUACUGCGAUAUUAUCACCUUUUAAUAUGUGCAAUACUACAUAUAUAAGAUGUAUAAAUUUACUUGGAACAUGCCUAAAUCUUUAUCUUAUUUAUAACAUUAUAAAAGAGAAUUGCAAAACUAAUGAAACAGAGCGGUGGAAUAAUUGGUUGAUACUUACAUUGGCCUAUAAUAUUACUCUUUUUCCACCAUUGUACUUUUGGUGCUUUUUCUAUUACACAGAUGUUGUGUCUGUAAAUAUAGUACUUGCAAUGUUAUUUUUGCACCAACGUAAGCACACAAAAAUGACAGCAUUUGCAGGUUUAAUAGCUGUACUUGUUCGUCAAACAAAUAUCAUUUGGCUUGGCUUUUUUACUAUAGAACAUGCAUUAGAUAUAUUUGAUAAUAGAAUGGAAAAACCAAUCUCCCCACGAGUGCUCAGUACUCCAUUGCACUUUCGUUUAAUAUGGAAGCAGAUAAUGUACGAGUUACGCAAAGGCCCGUUAUCAUUUAUUAAGUUUAUUGCACAAAUAUGCAAUAGUCUAUUUUUUUAUAUAAUGGUAUGCUUGAUGUUUGUCGCCUUCGUUGUGUGGAAUAAAGGCAUAGUGAUUGGCGACCGUACCGCUCACGUCGCAACGAUUCACAUUUGUCAGAUAUUUUAUUUUUCGGCCUUCGUCUCUCUAUUCUCGUGGCCGUACGUGAUGCCUCAUUGGCGAACGUGUUCGCGUUUUCUUCGUCGGUACUGGAUUUCUGCCAACUGCGUCGUUGUAUUAAUGGCCACGGUGAUUCGUUUCAACACGCUCGUGCACCCGUACGUUUUGGCAGAUAAUCGGCAUUACUUGUUCUAUGUAUGGAAUCGAUUCAUGGGUCGAUACACGAUGUUCAAGUACCUGUUGAUACCGAUUUACUGCGCGAGUCUGUUCGCCAUGUCGAAAAAUAUCAGUCACUUGAGAUUUCUUACACAGAUCAAUUAUAUUAUUUGCGUAAGCAUGAUUCUGAUACCCCAGUUACUGGUAGAACCGCGUUACUUCAUUCUUCCUUACAUCUUUUAUCGCUUAAGUAUGAAAAGGCCGGAAAAAUGGCAGAUUUAUUUAGAAUCGCUUACGAUUUUUACAAUAAAUUGUUUGCAAUUUUUUAUUUUUUCCAAUAAAGUAUUCUAUUGGGAGGAUCAACCCUAUGCCCAGCGAAUUUCCUGGUGACGUUUAACAUGAAAACAGAUGCGCGUAAUUUAAAAAAAUUUAUUUUUAUGUUAAGUAUUUUUUGUCUUCCUACUUUACCUUUUUCUGUAUGCUUAAUUUAAUGGAGGGCAUUAAAUUAUUCAUGAUUGAUCGACAAUUAUAUUUCGACGAACAAUAAUUUAAUAAUAAUUUAUUGUUCAUAGAUGAAACUUAUGGCAAUACUGCUAAAUGUUUUUGUACAGUAACAGUUUGUCAACAGAUUUGCGACAUGUAUCGUCAGUAUAUAAUAUAUUAAAUGUAUUCCACUGACGACUCAA
Molecule: messenger RNA, 2028 nt
Organism: Formica exsecta
Lineage: Eukaryota; Metazoa; Arthropoda; Insecta; Hymenoptera; Formicidae
Gene: Alg10
Product: putative Dol-P-Glc:Glc(2)Man(9)GlcNAc(2)-PP-Dol alpha-1,2-glucosyltransferase
Exons: 4
Coding region: 320-1732 (470 amino acids)
Biological process (GO): dolichol-linked oligosaccharide biosynthetic process; protein N-linked glycosylation
Cellular component (GO): endoplasmic reticulum
Molecular function (GO): dolichyl pyrophosphate Glc2Man9GlcNAc2 alpha-1,2-glucosyltransferase activity
Source: RefSeq, a predicted model, not a curated record